Thelazia callipaeda (thelaziosis nematode) is the source of this 1842-nucleotide messenger RNA. Lineage: Eukaryota; Metazoa; Nematoda; Chromadorea; Rhabditida; Thelaziidae. The record is from the annotation of a GenBank genome assembly.
AUGUCGCCCAACGAGUGCAACAUCACUUCUGGUAGUGGCCCCUCAAAGAAAGAUGAAAAUAAACCGCACAGUUUUGUCUCAAAAUCUAUUCCUAAAAGUAAUCGCAAGGAAAAACCAAAGAUUUACAAAUUGCCUCCAUCAAACAAAAUAUGCAGUAUAAGUGACAAUAAAAGUUUGUCGUCAGUCGUCGACACAGGACCACAACUAUUAAACCGAAAAGUUCUGGAUAAAGAUCAAGAUUCAUAUAAAUCUCUGCCUGAAACUGAUCUUUUAUCAGAGAGACUUGACGGAAAAGUAUUUAAACUCAAACCAACUGAAAUCAGAACCUCUGACACCAAGCCAGUCAGUGUGGCUGAAAGCAACUUAGUUGAGAUUAGAUCAAGUGAAAAGAAAGCUUGUGAUGCCAAAGAAAAUGAAGUUAAAGUCAGUGAAGCAAAAGCAGUUGAAAGUAAAGCGAGUGAAGCAACCAAAGAGUUGCCUCCCAUACCGAAGACUAAAUGGAAAUUUUUGCGAGCGGAAUGGGUUUUAGAUACGAAAGAUGAAUUUUAUUACUACUGGCUAGGCGUAGUAUCCUGCGCAUUCGCUUAUAAUUUGCUCGUUGUAAUUGGUGAGCAUUUCAGCUUAUUGCUUCUUUCUAAAAAAUUCAUUGAUGUAAUAAAUGCUCCAGGUACUUUCCGCGACUUUUCAGCUCGAUCUGUUUUUUUCGAGUUGGGUUCGGGUUAUUAUUGGAUUGUUUGGUUGUUUGUGGACUUUGUCAUGGAUACUAUUUAUCUUAUAGAUAUGUUUGUUCGUUCACGAACAGGCUACUUAGAGCAGGGAUUGCUCGUGCGCGAUAUUUCAAGAAUCACGAAACUUUACAUAAAAUCAAUACAAUUUAAAUUGGACGUGCUCAGUUUGAUUCCAGUUGAUCUUGUCUUAUCUGUAGUGCUACAACAACCACUACCUUAUUUACGCUUUAAUCGGAUUAUUCGGUAUUCACGUUUCUCGGAUUUUGUUGAUCAUACUGAGACCAGGAGUUCAAUGCCAAAUGCAUUUCGGGUAUUUUGCGUUGUUGCGAAUAUUAUUGUAAUUAUACAUUGGAAUGCUUGUAUAUACUUCUUUAUCAGUCAAAUGAUCGGUCUUGGCAGUGAUGGUUGGGUUUAUGGAGAAUUAAACAGACAAAGUUUGCCUGAAGGUGUUGAAGACACUCUUGCUAGACGAUACAUUUAUAGUUUUUAUUGGUCAACACUGAUAUUAACGACAAUUGGUGAAGUCCCAAGUCCGAAAAAAAAUGUUGAAUUCGCAUUUGUGAUAAUGGAUUUGAUGUGUGGUGUGCUUAUCUUUGCUACCAUAGUUGGUAAUGUCGGCAGUGUAAUAUCAAAUAUGAGUGCUGCUCGAACGGAAUUUCAAAAUAAAAUGGAUGGUAUCAAGCAGUACAUGGAGCUAAGGAAAGUUAGCAAGCAGCUAGAAACUCGAGUAAUAAAGUGGUUUGAUUAUUUGUGGGCUCAUAAGCAAUCGUUGAGUGAUCAAAAGGUUCUAAAGGUACUUCCGGAUAAGUUACAGGCGGAAAUCGCUAUGCAAGUACACUUCGAAACUCUUCGGAAAGUGCGUAUUUUUCAGGACUGUGAGGCGGGUCUCCUAGCUGAGUUAGUAUUAAAACUCCAACAGCAGGUAAGACAUGAAGAUUUUCGAGUAUUCUCUCCCGACGACUAUAUCUGCCGCAAGGGUGACAUAGGACGAGAGAUGUACAUUGUCAAACAUGGUAAACUGCAGGUAGUUGCAGAUGAUGGCAUUAAGAUAUUUGCAACCUUGCAAGAAGGAGCUGUCUUCGGUGAACUGAGCAUACUUAACAUUGCUGGUUAA